Mya arenaria is the source of this 4461-nucleotide messenger RNA. Its product is annotated as protein asteroid homolog 1-like. The transcript is spliced from 2 exons. The record is from RefSeq and is a predicted model, not a curated record. Lineage: Eukaryota; Metazoa; Mollusca; Bivalvia; Myida; Myidae. Bases 195 to 2459 code for a protein of 754 amino acids.
CAGCAUGGCCGCCUGUCAAAAUUUGUAAAUAAAAAGGCAGCAGAAUUAUUGAGCGUUAUUACGAACAUUCUGUGGUUUUUUCUUUCUUCAAAACAUUGUAAGCCUAAUUCAUCUUUGUUGACAAUUAAUGUCAGUACACAGUACACAUACAAUUCCUGGUGUAGCUGUUGUAAGCUGGUGACUACUGAACCAUUAUGGGCGUACGAGGAUUAUCUACCCUUGUCGAUGACAACAAGAAUUUACUUCUGGCCGACCACAGACUGUAUGAUACGCGAGUUAUAAUAGACGGAUCCAACCUAUAUCAUUUUCUUUACUACCACUACAAAGUUGCUGUUCAGUAUGGCGGAGAUUACGACCAUUAUGCAAGGAAAUGCAAACGCUUCUUUAACACCCUCACAGCAUGCAAUGUUAGACCAUAUGUUGUGUUUGAUGGAGGAUAUGACCCAGAUGACAGAAAACUGCCAACAGUUUUGGAAAGAAUGGAAAACAGAAGAACAAGAGCUGCUAAUAUUUGUAUCAAGGGUCGUGGGUGCAUUCUCCCUCUGUUGGCGUAUGAGACAUUUCAUUUAGUGCUGAAGGAGCUUGGUAUUCCGCAUGUGUCAUGUGUGUAUGAGGCUGAUAGGGAAAUAGCUGUGUUGGCAAACAAGUGGAAAUGCCCUGUUAUGAGUAAUGACAGUGAUUUCUUUGUUUUUGGAAUGGAUGGGGGAUUUGUGCCAUUAGAUUAUAUGAACCUUACGCUUUGUGUCUUUAACCAAGAAACAGAGGUGGCUUCAGUUUUGGAGCCUGGUCAAAAACUUGGGAAGAAUGAAUAUUGUUACAUCCCCGUCAAGUAUUAUAACUAUGAGAUGUUCACAAAACAUUUCAAGAAAUCUGACACCUCUUUCAUUCUGCCACUUUUUGCAACUUUGACAGGCAAUGACUACAUCAAUGCAUCUGUUCUGGCCAACUUCUAUGCCAGUAUUCAUGUGCCAAAGAACCCUAGCAAGAAGGGUUUUAAGUUUAACACCCAGACACACAUGUUAGCAGUUUUGUAUUGGCUAGAUUCUGUAGAAUCAUGGGAGUAUGCUAUUCAGCACGUGGUUGGUCACAUCAAGUCCGAUGAGAAAGAACUGGUGAGGGGGAUGGUCUUGACAUCUUUUCACAGUUACAUGAACAUUGAUGACUUUUCUGAUGUUGAAAUUGAUAUUAUUCUUGAGGCUCAGAAUGUAAAAACUGGCAAUGAAAUUGAAAACAAAGAUGUGCCAAAACUGACUGAUUUUUUCAAGCAAGAGAUUCCAUCUUGGUUUGUCAAGAAGCUAAGGAACUGUGAGAUUACAGGCUUUUUCCUUCAGAAUGUUGUUGUAAACCAUAGGGUCAUAUUCAAUUGUCAGAUUGAGAUUUUAAGGGAACUAUCAACUUACGCCUGUUCGAGGGACUUUAGAAGUGUGAUAUAUGGAGUGACUAUGAAUUCAAAAAGGAAAGAAAAUGAAGCAUUCAAAGAUUCAAGAAAAAAUAGUAUUGAAGAAUAUGACAGGGACAUUAAGAAUACUAAAAAGUAUUAUGUAAGGCCUCAAACAAGUGUUAUCAAUGAUGCAAUAGUCCAAUCACUUCCAAGCAUUUCUCAAGUGCCAGAUUUGGACCAAUCGGAGAGGAAAAAUAUCUUGUUUGGUGCACUUGGCUUUAAUAUGAGCACCAUAGAUGUUGAAAAUGAUUCUUCCUUGACAUUGCUUGGAAUAUUGAGUUACUGGAUAGGACAUGCGCAGCCUCAGGUAACCGAGAGUCAUCUUUGGUCCGUGAUACUGUCCGUGUUCGUGCUUCAUAUUCGGGCUCUCCAGUGGCUUGAAGAUAAGAGAGGAUUUGGCUUACAACCGGUUGUUCCAGAGAUGCUUUCGGAUGUUGUUAAAGCAAUAGAAAGCGCAUCAGACAAAGAAAUAGACAAUUUCAUGAAACACAUGGAAAAAAAUCGUUCCAAGCCUGAUCACUCUUCAAAAAACCCUCAAGAAAUGCGAGUUAUCCAUGGUUUCUCACAAUUUCAAGCUUGUUUGGUUGAUGUAAUCUAUUUAAAUCAAGUGCUCCUCUCUCCUGUAGUGAUACCUAGCCCGGGAGUCAUACUUAACUGCACUUUUGUUUACAACCUUUGCAGAGACUUGGAGACUCGUCCAAAACCAGACUUUUACUCAGAAGAAAUUCUGACAAAAGAAUCGCCCCUACACAGACUGUUUUUAUUAUGGAAAGACUCUGUGAUAAACCUGUGCCAAUCCGCUUCACCGGACAGUUUUGAUUACAGCAAUCGAGGGACUAGUGUGAGAACCAAGAAGAAAUCAAAAUCAGGUAAAGCAAAAAAAGGGAAGCGAGACAGAGUUGUUGAAGAUGCUGGAUCCAAUUCAGAUUCUACUGACAAAGAUGCAGAAACAAGAGAUGAACUGACUGUAAACUGUGAUGUUAACAACAGAUUUGCCAUGUUGGGUCUUGAUGAAUAGCUUGAAGCAAAUAAUUUUUAUGAUUCAUGUUUUGUUUAAUAAGAGUGUUGCUUUGCCGUGGGUUUUGUUUGGUACACAUAAAGUGAGUUUGCAUAGAUUUAAGUGAGGUUUUUAUCUCAUCUAAUUUUCGAAGAAAGAAAAUGGGAUGUUCUCAUUGUGUCAGCGUUGUCAUCAUGAACUUUGAGUGGUGCUCUUGUCUAAAUCUGCAACAAAAAAUUGAAUUUUAUUAAAUGCAUACAGUAAUUAAACACUGACUUAAUGACUGUUCUUAUGCACACAAGCCUCAUCCUUUCCCGCAUGACUAGAAUAUGGACCUUGAAAUUGUCCAUAUUGCUAUUAUACGGCUUGUGAACACAAAAGAGGCUAAAGCCUUUAUUUUUUUCUGAUCUUUACCAAACUGUAACCUUGAUUUCUUUCAAAAACCAGCCAGAUCUGCCAAUGCAUGACUGGAUUAUGGUCCCUAUUUAUCAUACGACAUAUACUUGACUUGUACACUAGUUAGAUAUUGACUUAAGGACGGUUCCUUUCAAAAACCAACCAUAUCCCCCUUGCAUGACUGGGUUACGGGCACUUGCAACUGAUGGAAUUGAAAAUGACCAAAAAAACAAUGCCAGAGCAUAGGCCCUCACGAGCCUCUUGUUUUAUGUUGCAUCUUAUGAGAAUUUCACAUUUAUGUAAUCAGUGGCGUAGCUACAUGUAGGCCUGGGACUACAACUUUUUUUUAAAAUGACAAAUUUAGAACAACACUUUGAACAACUCAAUAGUUUGUUUUAUUUCAACCAAGCAACUUUGGUGUUGAUUUAAGCUACUUGAUUUUAUUGUAAUCAGUGCAAGAAUAAUUAAGUGUGUCUAAUGUACAUAUAAAAGUCCCCAAACUCACAUAGAAUCAUCGGGCCUACAAGUUGUUAAGGUCCUAGCUAUGCCCCUGGAAAUAGCAAAGAAAUUAGAUGUAAAUAUUUAUUACAGUAAACCACAUUUAACUUUGCCUUGUUAGGUAUUAUUGAACAAUAGAAUAUAAAUCAUCACAACAUAUUGAUAUAUGAAUUAUAUCAGUAUUUUUUUUAUUCUAGGCUCAUCUGUUUCGGAAGAAGAAAAUGUCAAGAAAUUGUGAAAGCCUUAAUACAAGAGUUUUUGCCUAUUAAUCAAUGAAAAAACUUACAUUUGGUCCAACAACAGACAUUGUGUUAAUUCAAAGACAGAAAUUAAGGAAAAACUUCAUACAUAAAGUGUGUAACAAUGUUAUUGUGCUGCAUAUAAAUGUUAUUGCCCUUUGAAAAAUGAAAACAAGUUUAAAUUUGUCCAUCUGAUGCCAUUGUUAUGUAGUAUUGGGCUGACUUGUAUAAAGUGUGAAUAACAAAAGUGCAGUAAAGCAUGUGACACAUUCAUCUGAAACUAGAGUUAUUUCCCUUUAAUAAAAGCUCAAGUUUGUCUAUCCAUGGCCAUUUUUUUGAAAUUUAAAAACUGACAUUUAAAUUGUAUGUUACUAAAGAGUCGUUAUUAUCAUGAGCGUGCAUGUUUUACCUGCAAUGGAUUUUCUACAAGAGUUAUUGGCCUGAAGUUGAUGAAAAAGGCGCUUCAGUUUGUCAAUGCAGAGCCAUUUCUGUGCAAUUGUUAGAUUGGAAUAAUAAUACUUGUUUGCAGAGUAUUGAACUAUUAGGCUGCGGUGAACCCUCAAGAUUCACUUUUAUCUGGAUUGUUGCCCUUUCAUUUUGAAAAUAGCUUCAAUUUGUCUGUUUGAGUCAUUAAUAAACGAAACCAAUUACAGAGUAUAUAACAAUAGUGUGAGGGUGCACAUAAUACAAAAAAUGUCUUUUGAAAAGAUAACUGAUAAUGUUUUUUGAUGCAUGUACAUGUAUUCUCUGCUUUAUUGUUUGAUACUCCAGGUUAGUAAAUAAACUAUGAUAUUUUUAACAGGUACGUAUUUGUCAAGAUUUGUUUAGAAUAUUAAAUUAAUUCCCUGUAUAUAUUAUAUAGAAUAAACAAGAUACGUAUAUAAUUUGAA